AUGUCCGCCUCCUCCUCCCUGAACCUCGCCAGGACACGGUCAACCAGCGCCGGGCGUGAUGGUCUCCCUUCCGCACGUCCAGCUCGCCCGCCGCUCCAGAACCGAACAUACUCGGCCCCCGUGGGCAAGCUGCACCUCCAGGCCGGCCGCUCGGGCAAGCAGGACGCCGCUGGGUUUACGGCAAUCGCAGAGAACGAGGUGACGAUGACGGGUCAGGCACCCGAAGACAAGGAGAAGGAGAAGGACAGCUCGGAGGACCUCUCGGAGGGGGCUGCUACGUCUGGACACCAGCUGCCGCAGGUGAAUCUAGCAGUGGUGGGAGCUGCGGGCGUGGGCAAGUCGACGUUUGUCAAGUGCGCGCUUGACCUGAAGCAGACGCCGCUGGUUCGGUCCUCGAUCAAGAAGAUGUCCAUGGACGGAGCUAUCUACGUGGUCCGGCUGCUGGAAAUCGCCAUCCACAAGAUCACCCUGGACGACCGCGGCCGCAUCGUGUGGCCCAAGUGUCUGGGCGAGCAGGCGCUGCCUCCCAUCGACGGGGUUCUCUGCCUCUUCGAUUCCACCGAUCUCCGCAGUGUGUCCCAGUACCCACAGGUCCUUGAUGCCCUUCGGAAGUCGACCAACAUCCCUUUCCUCGUGAUAGCCUGCAAAUGCGAUGGCCCUCAGAAUGAAUCCCAGCAGGACCCUUUAACCCUAGUGCAAGCAUGCCGGUCACUCCUGGGGUUGAAGGUGCAGAGAAUCUCGGCCAGCCAUCCAGAAUCCCACAAAAAGUGCAUCUCGACCAUCCUACGAGCCAUCAUCAUGCGUAGUGCCGAUGUAGCCUCUUCUACAACAGAUCGCUUGCCUCUCUCCGCCUCUUCGUCUCCGAAUCUCGCACCCUCCGGCAGCAGCAGCAGCAGCAACAGCAGCACUACUCUACUACUUCGCCAACCUGUCCCCCGCAACCGACCUCAUACACGGGCAAGCUCCGAGAACCCCAGACCAUCGACCAGCGACACCAUCAGGUCUGACCGAUCCGCCGGCGGUGGUGGUGGCCACGCCGAUACGUUCAGCAGUUCGACUUUAGCCCCUGGCGCUCACGGCGGUUCGAGAUAUGCCCGUAGUAAUUCCCAGCCCGUGCCGCCAAGAACACCACCCGGGAGUACGAUAUCAAACCGCAGCGCCUCAGAAACCAUCGACGAGGAUUCGCCUCCUGGCAAAGCCAGGUAUCGAAACCUGAGGACCACUUGGAGGCAUAGCGCCGGCUCAGACGCCUUCAGCAGCUUCCUUGAUAUGGACGAUGAGCUAGACGAUUCAAGAUCCGCCAGAAGCCCUUCAAGUCAGGCGCAGCCAAAGGAGAAACAGGAUGACACCGGCUGCACGCUUGACGAGCUGGUUGACCGGCUGCUCUCCUUGCCCUUGUCCAAGCAGGAUGCAAAAUUCCCCGCUAUCUUCCUCUGUCUCUAUCGGAAAUUCGCUACUCCUUUUCAAGUUUUAACCGCCAUAAUCACACGCUUCGAGCACAUCAACUGCAGCCGAUCGCCGUUGCUCACCCGCCACGCAGAUCAGCUCAGAUUCCUAAACGUCCUCGCACAAUGGGUCUCAGAGUACCCCGGAGAUUUUGCUGGAGCCAAAACCCGGAGGCUACUGAUCGAGUUCAUUGCUUCACUCGAGAAGAAUAUCGUCUUCGCCUUUGCUGCAAAGGAGAUGAAUUCCUACCUCGAAAAAUUUGUGGAAGACGAUGACUUAUGCUGGGCUUACACCGACGAGGACUCUUUACCCGAUUCUACGGACCCGUUUGUGGAUACGACCUCAAACCGCAUGUCCCAGUCCAUGGGUAACUUCAACAUCAGCGACAUGGACCUCGACCUCUCCUCGCAAAACUCCAACCUCUCCACCACUUCCAGUGCCGACAGGGCCGGCAGCAUCUCCAGCCAAUCUUUUCGGACCCUGCUCACCGUUGAAUCCGCCCAGCAGGAAGCCCAGAAACUCGAGCUUGUGCCACGGAAUCUUCUCACAAAAACCCAGUGGCGAAUAUUCAUGGACAUCCCUGACGAAGAAUUUGCCCGGGAAGUGACCCGGAUGGACUGGAUCAUGUACAGUUCCUUCCGGCCGCGCGAACUUAUUCGACAUGUCAGUUUGUCUGGUCCGAAUAAGGGGAAAUCAUCGGCAUACCUAGAAAAUGUGAACAGGAUGAUCAAAUCGUUUAAUCACCUAGCCUUUUUUGUCGCUAGUAUGGUACUGCUUCGAGACAAGGCAAAACAUCGAGCCCAGGCGCUGGAGAAGUUUAUGAAUAUAUCAUUGAAACUCCGCCAACUUAACAAUUAUAAUGCGCUAGGCGCAGUUAUUGCAGGGUUGAAUGGAACGCCGGUUUCAAGGCUAUCACAGACUCGAGAACUAGUGCCCCCAACCCUUCAGAAGCAAUUUAUGAGUGUAGUUAUACUCAUGAGCACUGAAAAGAGUCAUUUUGCAUAUCGACUCGCAUGGGGAAACUCCUUCAACGAAAGAAUACCGUUCCUACCCCUCCACCUUCGCGACCUGGUGUCUGCAGAGGAGGGUAAUAAAACCUUUGUCGGCGCGAACAACGACCGAAUUAAUUGGCGGAAAUUCGAGGUGAUGGGAGACGUCAUUCUCUCCAUCCAACAGAGCCAGAAAACUUCAUUUCCCACGUACACCAAGCAUGAUAUCACCCAAUGGUUGAUCCUCGAGGCGAAAUUUGCAGGAGAUGAAGAGGAACUCUACAGCCGGAGCAUGCAAGUGGAAGCAUCCGCUAGCGGCAUCCCGGAUCCAGGACGCAAACGGUUUGUAUGGAGACGACCUUGA
This is a messenger RNA of Trichophyton rubrum CBS 118892, 2799 nucleotides long. RefSeq lists its product as uncharacterized. Gene Ontology annotation, biological process: positive regulation of GTPase activity; Ras protein signal transduction. The coding region runs from base 1 to 2799 and encodes 932 amino acids. The record is from RefSeq and is a predicted model, not a curated record. The transcript has 6 exons. NCBI's taxonomy places the organism in Eukaryota, Fungi, Ascomycota, Eurotiomycetes, Onygenales, Arthrodermataceae. Gene Ontology annotation, cellular component: plasma membrane. Gene Ontology annotation, molecular function: guanyl-nucleotide exchange factor activity.